AUGUCUGCUCAAAUCACCAAGGCCGAGGUUGCCCAGCACAAGGACGACAAGUCCAUGUAUAUUAUCAUUGACGACGGCGUCUAUGAGAUUGCCAACUUUGUCAACGAGCACCCAGGCGGAGCCAAGAUCCUCAAGCGCAUGGCCGGCAAGGACGCGACGAAGCAGUUCUGGAAGUAUCACUCCAAGGGCGUCAUGGAGAAGUGGGGAGCCAAGUUGAAGGUGGGCACGCUGAAGGAGGAGGCCAAGCUUUAA
Molecule: messenger RNA, 252 nt
Organism: Podospora anserina S mat+
Lineage: Eukaryota; Fungi; Ascomycota; Sordariomycetes; Sordariales; Podosporaceae
Exons: 2
Coding region: 1-252 (83 amino acids)
Cellular component (GO): membrane; intracellular membrane-bounded organelle
Molecular function (GO): heme binding
Source: RefSeq, a predicted model, not a curated record